Messenger RNA from Eimeria mitis, 9249 nucleotides. RefSeq lists its product as uncharacterized. The coding region runs from base 1 to 9249 and encodes 3082 amino acids. The record is from RefSeq and is a predicted model, not a curated record. The transcript is spliced from 11 exons. Gene Ontology annotation, cellular component: nucleolus; nucleoplasm. Lineage: Eukaryota; Apicomplexa; Conoidasida; Eucoccidiorida; Eimeriidae.
AUGCAGAGAGGCUCUGCUCUUCCUGGCGGGCUCCCGGGGAGCGACGCUCCCGGGGGCCCCAGAAAUGAAGGAGAGACAGCCGACGAUGGGGGCAGCAGCAGCUGCAGCAGCUGCUGCAGCAGGAAUUGCACAUGCAGGGGUAUUCAGAGCAGCAGGACCGAUGCUAGCAGCAGUAGCAAUUGUAGUAACAGCAGCAGCUGCGACGACAACAGCAGCAGCAGCAACAGCAGCAGCAGCAGCAACUCCGCCAGUAGCAACAGCUGUGGGAGCAGCAGCAGCAGCAGUACCAGCAGCACCAGCAGUUGUGGCAGCAGACACAGCAUCAGCUGUGACUGCAGCAGCAGCAACUCCAGUGUCAACACAUCCGCUGCUGAUGCACGACAGCAACACAAAACUCCUGCAGCAGCGGCGGUGAAUCCCCGCUGCUGCGUCUCUGCUGCCUCAGCAGCAGCAGCAGCAACUUUCGCGCGCAGCAGCAGCUGCAUCAGCGGCAGCAGCGAAGGUGGUGGAUCAGAUGCGAGUGAGAACCUCAUAUGGAGACCCAACGACAGCAACAGCAGCAGCAAUACCAACAGCAGCAGCAGCAGCAACAGCAGCAGCAGCAGCAGCAGCAGCAGCAACAGCAGCGAAAUGUUCAGUGACUUCGACUGGAGGCCCCAGUCGCAGGAUGCUGCAGCAGAUGGUUGUGCUGCUGCUUCUUCAGACCCAGGGGUGUGUUGCCUCUCUAACAGCAGCAGCGGAUGCAGCAGAAGCAGCAGCAGCAGCAACAUGAGCUGCUGUUUCCGCAGCAGCGACAGCAAGCACGACGGCAACAGCAGCAGAGGAGAGAAGACGAUGCACGAGUGUGUGGGCAGCAACGACGACAGCAGCAGCAGUGACAGCAGCAGCAGCAGCAGCAGCAGCAGCAGCAGCGGUGAUAGCAGCAGCAACGAUAGCAGCAGCAGUAGUAGUAGUAGAACCAGCAGCAGCAGCAGCAGCAGCAGCACAUGCAACAGCGACAACAGCUGCAGCAGCAAAGCUGAUGAUGAUGAAAGCCCCCCUGUCCGCUUGUCUUCGCUGCAGCGCCGCUGCAGCGGCUGCAGAGCAGCAGUGAACGCAGAGGUGCUGCUGAGGAGUGCAACAGAAUCCUGGCCCCGCAGCAGCAGCAAAGGCAACAGCAGCAGCAGCAGCAGCAUCGGUCUGGGUGGUGUGAGGAGGGGCCCUUCAGCACACAGAGCAGCAGCAACACCCUUCACAGCAGCAGCAGAAGAGGAAGCAGAAGACUUGGCCCGCAUGCAGGUGGCUUCGUUGCUGCGUGUUAGAGACGAACUUAUUGAACUAGGGGGGAAGCAGUUCAUUCACUGUGCUGCUUCUAGCCAGUUGCUGCGGCUGCUGCGGCCUUUGCUGCUGUCUGUAAAGCCAGCUGUACGCGUUGCUGCGCUGCUGCUGCUGCGGCAGCUGCUGGUUUCCAAUAGGCAGCUGCUGCAGCUGCGUCGAUUGUGCAUCCCCCAGUUGCUGGCAGCAGGUCCGCUGCUGCCGCCGAAGCAGCAGCGACAAGCAGCAGCACAGCAGCAGACGCAACAACAGCAGCAGCAGCAGCAAGAAGAUAGGGAAUGGGCUGACUUGGAGCGAGCUGUUGCGCUGCAGCUGCUGCUGCGGUGGGGGAUGCUGCUGACGGGGGGCUGGGGCAGAGUACCCCCGCCCACAUGUCUUGUUGCUGCAGCGACGAACCUUGCUGCUGCUGCAGUUGAAGCAGCAGCAGCAGCAGCACCAGGGGGCGGCCUCUUGCCGGAGCCCCGAGGCCCUCACGAGGGAACAACAGGGGUUGAGCUGCUGCAGCAGCAGGAGCAGCAGGCGUUGCUGCGGCUGCGGCUGUGGCAUGCAGGGCAGCCGCAGCCUCGUUUCCAGCACAAGCAGCAGCAGCAGCAGCAGCAGCAGCAGCAGCAGCAGCAUUUCUGGCCGAGCUCAAAGACGAUUCGCAGCGACAUUUCCUUAGGAAGCUCUUUGUGGCAGCAGCAGCAGCAGCGCCAGCAGGAUCAGCAGCAUCUGCGGCAGCAGUGGAUGGCUUGCUGCGUCUCUGUGCUGCUGAAGUUUGCUGCUGUUGUCCCUGCUGUUGCGUUGCUGCGCCGCGGAGCCUUCGGCGUGCUGCUGCAUGCAGCAGCAGAAGCAGGCUUAUGCCGCUCUCAUCCUUUGCUGGCGCCGUCUCUUUUCAGGUACCUCUGGAGCUGCUCGGCUUCGGUGUACAGCAACGCAGCAGCAGCAGCAGCCGCAGCAGCCGCAGCAGCAGCAGCAGCAGCAGCAGCAAGAGCAGCAGCAACAACUUGUGCAGCUGCCGAGACAGCUGCAGAACCGCGACCAGGAAAGGCAGCUAGGAGGUCCGCGAGCAACAACCGCUCUGGACGCAGUUGCAGCAACAGACGCAAGAACAACAGAAACAGCAGCAGCAGCAGCAGCAGCAGCAGCAGCCUGGAUUGGCCUUUGCUGGCGUUUCAGCUCAGUUCUCUCCCUCGCUUCAUCUGCUUCGAUGCUGCUGCGACUCAGUGGGGGCCUUCAGGUGCUCCCCGUGCAGCUUUCUCGCGUAUAUCUUCAGCAGCAGCUGGCAAGGCUGCCAGCAGCAGCAGCAGCAGCAGCAUCAGCAGCAACACCAGCAGCAGCAACCCUACGAUCGCGGGCUAUCCUGAGAGCUUCUUCCAGCAGCAGCAGCAGCAGCAGCAGCAGCAACACCGACUGCCGGUGCAACCCUCAGAUGCGCUCGGCCCCUAUCUUUCUCUAGGGUCUCUGUUACCGAGCCCCAUACCUGCAGCUAGCAGCAGCUGCAGCAGCACUGCCACUGCUGCUGCUAGCUCAUCCAGGGCACCACUGUCUGCACAGCAGCAGCAGCAGAGGACAGCAGCACAUACGUUGAUUGUUCUGCUGCAGCCGAUCUCGGGGUUGCUGCUGCUGUGCAGCAAGCCGCAACCCCUACUACAGCUGCUGCAGCUGCUGCUGCUGCCAGAGACCCCGCAAGAGUUCCGCUGCUUUUUGCUUAAGUUUUUACACUGUCUUUUGUCUCUGGCUCUUGGGUUUGGGGGACGCCGACUUGCUGCUGAUGACUGCAGGCAGCUGCUUGAAGCACAGGCACUGCAGCAGCAGCAAGAGCAGCAGCAGCAGCAGGACGACAGGCGCCCUUUCUGCUGCGAUGGAGUUGAAGUUGCAAGGGCUCGACUUUUGCUGCUGCUGCUGCUGCGGUGGCACUUUCACGGCGUGUUGCUGGGGUUGUUGGAAGGCAGCAGCAACAGUAGCAGCAGCAGCAGCAGCAGCAGCAGCAAUCCGUACGCUGCAGCCGAUGAUUCCAGUGUAUGUGGAGGCUUGCUGCUGCGGGGCAACGACUCCUUCACCACUCUCGGGUCCCUCUGGACGCAAGGUGACCCUUUUCUUGCUUGGGGUGUUUCUGCAGCAAUAUCUAGGCAGCAGCAGGUGCCGCUGCAUGCGAGUUCGUUGGUAUCUCUGGUGCUGCAGCAGCAGCGGCAGCACCGCUGCUCAAGGGAACGCAUACAGCAGCAGCAGCAGCAGCAGCAGCCCCCGCUCCUGCAGCAGGAAGCCGCCCAGCUGCUCUUUGUGCUGCUGUUUGCUGCUGCAGCACUGCUGCCGCUGCCCUAUAUAAGAGAAGCCCACAGAGCCAUCGAGGGGCCCGGGGAGCGGCCCCAUAGUGAAGCUGCUGGGGGCACAGGCUGUCACUCAAGUAUAAACAAAAACCCACUAGAAGUUUUCUGCGAGGGCUCCGCAGCAGCAGCAGCAGCUGCUGCUGCUGCAGCAACUGCUGCUGCUGCUGCAGCAACGACAGAAGCAGCAGAAGAGCGGCAGCCAGCCUCAAACGGUGCAGAUGCGCAGCAGCAACCACGACAACACUCGGUGGAAGGCCGCAGCAGCAACGACCUGAGAGUAAACAGCAACUCCAGCAGCAGCAGCAGCAGCAGUAUCGACAGUGGAGACGACUGCAGCAGCAGCAGCAGCAGCAGCAGCGGCAGUAGUAACGGCAGCAGCAGCGGCAGCAGCAGCGGCAGCAGCCGUUGGCGCGGCAUUUCUCUCUUUAACGAUGUCUUGUCACUGGCUAGUGCUUUGCUGCCAGCAUCUUUCUUCAGCAGCAAAAGCAGCGCAGCAGCAGCAACUCAGCAGCAGGAGGACCUGGUGGAGAUACUGGGGGACUCCCCUUUCAGGUGUAUGGACACCCCGUGCCCCCUGCUGUAUCAGGCGUCUAGCGGCCUGGGUUCCUUUGCAACAGCUUUUGCAGCGGAAGAGCGGCUUCGCCAGUUGAACAUGCAGCUUCGGGUGUCUAUGCACCUCCCAGCCGGCCUCCACCAGCGCAGCUCUGUUAACUGCAGUGGGGGGGGGGGCCCCCAAGGGGGCCCCCCAGCCCAAGAGAGCAUCGAUGAGCAGCUGGAGGCCACUGGUGUCCUUAAUGAGGCGAAGGAAUGUGACCAGUGGCAGUGGCCGCAAGUGCUGCGGCAGCUGCUGCGGGGCCUCGGGGGCCUCGGUGUGUUGCUGCAGAAGGACCCAGUGGAGGCCUCGUGGAGGGCCCCCCGGCGUUUCCUAGAGCGCUGUGUCUCCUCUCUCUCGCCCUCUUCUUCAUGCUUAAUGUCUCUGCUGCGGGGCCCCCAGGGCCUAUACUUGCCUGCUGCUGCUCACGCCCUUGCUGCGCUGCUGCUGCUGCUCUUACCCCAUCUGCAGCAGCAGCGCGUCGCUGGUGUGCAGCUUCCUACUUCCGUCUCCGCUGUAGCAGCAGCAGCAGCAGCAACAACUGCAACAGCAGCAGCAGUCACAGCCGUAGCAACUACUGCAGCAGCAGCGACAGCUGUAGCAGCAAGAGCAACAACACCAACAACAGCAGAAGCAACAACAGCAGCAUCAGCAAUAGAAACGGAAACAACUCCAGCAGCAACAAAAGCAGAAACAACAGCAACAGAGGCAGGACCAACAGCAACAGCAGCAGCAGCAGCAGCAGCAGCAGCAGCAGAAGCUUCUGACCGGGGGCUGCGAGACCUCUUCGGCCUGAGAAGGCUGCUGAAGGAGAUUGGGGACUUGCUGCUGCAGAUUGCAUGCACCAGCCGCAGAGGCAGCUGCUACACAGAAGCAGACGGAGAUAGAUUUAUUACAUCUGCUUAUUCAGUGGGCUGCUGCAGCACGGAAGCACCGAGCUGCUUCUGCUGCAGCAGCAGCCGAGGUGCAUGCAUCAGCAGGUCUAGUCUCGCCAGCAGCACAAUAUGGAGCAACGGCAGCAGCAGCAGCAGCAGCGUCGGUACAGCAGGUGCUGCUGAAGACCCAGGAACGUGGCUCUUUCAUCUUAACAGCAAACGGCAGCAGCAGCAGCUGCAUGCAGGCCUGCAGCACAGGUCUCUGUUUGCGGUGUAUGGGCAGCUCUUAGGUGUUCUAAGCCGCCGGGCUGCAGGCGUGCAGCUGCUGCAGCAGGAAGGACUGCUGGCGUUGCUGCUGCUGCUGGUAGGAGUAGGGUCUUCUGCUUCUGCUGCAGCACUUGCUGCUAUUGUCCCUCUCCUGUCUCUGCAGUUUGCUGCUACGAGAGGAGUUGCUGCUGAAGCGCUGCAGCACGGGGCCCCUGACCUGCAGCUAGCUAUCCUAGCCCAUUGGAGCUGUCAGUGCUGCUGCAGCAGAAGCAUGCAGCAGCAGCAGCAGGAAGUGGAGGAGCAGCAGCAAGAGCAGGCACAGACACCGGAAUGGGUCUGGCAGCUGCAGCUGCUGGUGCAGCUGCAGCAGAAAGACAGCCUCGAUGGCUUUUUGCCUGUCGGGGUGUCUCAGCAGGUGCUGCUGCUGCAGCAUCAGCUGCUGCAGCGGCAUGGAGCAGCAGCAGCAGAGUGCGUUCUGCAGCAGUUGGAUAAGAAGGGCCCAGAUGCCCUCAGCAGGGCCCCGGGGCCCCUGAAGCUGCAGCUGCUGCGCUGCAGUGAGGGGCUGCGGCUGCUGGCGGUUGAUGGGUGGCUGCAGCAGCAGCUGCAGUGGCAGUCUGUGCUGCUGUGGGGGGACACAACGGUGGCAGCAGGAGCAGCAGCAGUUCCGCAGAUCGAGCAGCAAAGAGCUGAGCAGCAGCAGCAGCAGCAGCCGGUGCUGCUGCAGCAGCUGUUGGGGGGAGGCCUGGCGAGAGUGUUCCGCAGCGUUGCUGAUGAGCCGUUGAAAGACAAUCGUGUGUGGCCUGCGGAGUCUGCAGCAGCAGCAGACUCGCUGUGGGCAGCAGCAGGUCACCCGCAUCCAGCAGCAGCAGCAGCAGCAGCAGCAGCAGCAAGGGGCCCUGCUGCUGCUCUAGUCAUCUGCAGCCCCCAUGACUGGAGAGGCGCACGGUCUGCUGCAGCAGCAGCAGCAACAGCAGCUGCGCAGCUGCCGUGGUUGUCUCCAAGCGUCGACAGCAGCAGCACGCCGUUCACGCUUUCUGGAGACGCCUGCAGCGCCGGUAGAAGCUGCAGCAGCAGCAGCAGCAGCAGCAGCAGCAGCAGCAGCAGCAGCAGCAGCAGCAGCAGCAGCAAUCGCUGCUACUAUGCAUGCAGCAAAGAGUGGGGCUGGCUUCCAUCGGUGCCAUGGGAGAUUUUGCUGCAGGUGGUGGACUUUGGGGCGCAGCAGCAGCAGCAGCAGCAGCGUCGCAUAUCUGCAGCACCUGCAGCAGCUCAGCAGCACCUCAAGCAUCAGCUAAUGCUGCAGCAUGAAGAUGCAGCAGGGCCCAUUGUGCUGCAAGAGGUUUCCCUUUCUGCUGUCCCCUCCCGCUGCGUAGGAGACUGGGUAUCGAAUACGUUCUAUACUCAUCACUGCCAGCACCUGCAGCAGCAGCAGCAGCAGCAGCAGCAGCAGCAGCAACAGCAGCAGCAACGGCAGCAGCAAGACAGGGAGAUUUGUAGCUCUGCAGAUGCUUCUAUGUGUGAGCACCGUGCGGCUGCAGCAGCUAUGGAGACGGCAGCAGCAGCAGCAGCAGCAGCAGCAGCAGUAGCCAGCAGCAGCUGCGCCCUGAGUGCUGUCCCUGGCCUCCCCCCUGCCCUUUGCAGUGUUAUUGAUGGGGGUUGUCUCGCAACCAACUGGGUUUUAUCUUCUGUCUGCAACGUGCCUCUCUUCCGCCGUCCCCAAGAGCCGCUGCAUGCAGCAGGUCCGGAGGAGGCAGCAGCAGGCUCAGGCCAUCCCGAAGCAGCAGCAGCAGCAGCAGCAGCAGCUGCUGCUGCUGAAGCAGCUGCUGCAGCAGCAGAGGCAGCGAAAAAAGAAGCCGAUGUGGGGGAUGUAUCUGCUGGCGUGUUCGAGGCCUUGAAGAUGUGGGGGGGGGCCCCCGCUCCUGCUGAGGGGGGCCCCCCCCUGGGCCACAGCAGACAGACAGAUAUAGGGCUGCGGGCGGUAGUGCGAGUGAGGGGGCUUGCAGCGGGGCCCCAGGGUCACUUGGUGGGGCCCCCCUUCAAAGCAGCAUUUGCAGGGCUGAGGUGGUCUGCUGAUGGAGACAAUCUGAUGCAGCAGCUGCAGCAGCAGCACGAGAGGAGACUGUUCCGCCGCUGCUACCUUCGGGGGGCCGGGGGCCCCCUGUCGCAGUCUAAGGAGCAGCGGGGGGCCCCUGCUGUACCCCAGCAGCAAGAAAAACAUGGUGGGGAUGGGGGCCCCCCAGAACACGCAUGCAGGUACCCUGAUCAAGAAGAGGAGGAAGUUUGUCUUCCUGUGUAUUUGCAGCGGGGGCCCUAUCGCUGGACCCUUUGCUGCCACCUCAUGCCCCUACAGCAGCAGCAGCAGCAGCAGCAGCAGCAGCAGCAGCAACAGCAGCAGCAGCAAGGCAAACCCCCUGCCCGUGCCCCUCUCUCUUUCGUUCACUUAGUAGCUGUGGGGGCCCACAUUCAUCUGCUGCAGCAAACACCCAAACCCGUGGGGCCCCCCGCCUCUGUUGCAACAGCGCUGGCGCGCACAGCAGAAGGCCGUUCUAUUUUACGAGGAGACCCAGUUUUCUUGCCUGGUCUGUGGAAGGCGCUGUCUAGGCCCACAGAAGUUCGUAAGCAAUGCUCUGCAGCAGCAGCAGCAGCAGCUGCUGCUGCUGCUGCUGCUGCAACUUGGCUUGCUGUUCAAAUGGCAGUUGGGGGCCCCUUCAGCCAGACCUCGAGCUACCCGUGGGGCCCCUUAGGGUACCGGCGAGCGGGGGCCCCUCUCAGGAUUCCGAUGCUACCGGCAGCAGCAGCAACAGCAGCAACAGCAGCAACAGCAGCAGCAGCAGCAGCAACAGCGAAGUGGAUUCUGAUAGCAUGGACAGGGAUGCUGAAGAUGCGGCGCUCGCGGCAGACCUGUCUCGAGCCAAAGUCAUAUGGGGCCCACCUCUGCACGACAGCUCUGCUGCUGAGGGGGCCAGGGGCCCCUCUAGGCCGAGGGACACUUCAAGGCGCAGGGGCCCCCAAAGGCACAGGGGCCCCCGCUACAGAGCAAGAAGAAAUGCCGAGUGCCAUAGAAAAAGAGAUGUGGGGGGCCCUGGGGCCCCCCAGAGAGUGGGAGGGUUGGUCCGUAGCGUCUCUGUCUAGCAGCAGUGAAGGAGACAGCAGCAGCUCGUGCUGCUCACCAGAGACAGACGAGGAAGCGUUUGAUAUACCCAGCAACGCCCCAGCAGCAGCAGCAGAAACAGCAGCAGCAGCAGCAGCAGCAGCAGCAGCAAAGCGCAAGCAGCAUAAGAGGGGACCGCCGCCUGCAGACCUUCAAGUGGUGCAGCAGCCUCUUUCGGAAGACAGCGAUGAUGCACCGGAAGCAGAGCAGCAGCAGCAGCAGCAGCAACAGCAGCUGCAGCUGCAGCAGCAGCAGCAGCAGCAGCAGCAGCAGCAUAAGCAGCAGGAACGACGGAGAGCACUGUCCCUUCCAACUGCUCUACAGCUGGCUGUACUACGGAACACCGUUGCCGUCAAGAAUGAGGGGACAGUCGCUUCUCUACGAAGGAUGCGCAACGAGAUGCCUGCAGCCUUUCUCUCCGUAGAACUGUGGUAUAGAACGCAGCUCCUCAACGACGCCCUCCCUGCCUCUCCAGACAUCCUGCACUUUUGCCGGUUUCUCUUUUCGGAUACUCUGAGGUCGUUGGAAGCCCUUUCAUACCUUGAGAAGAUAGCAGCAGUUGCAGCGGCGCGAAGGCGCCGCCACAUGCAGCAGCAACGGCAGCAGCAACAGCAGCAGCAGCAGCAGCAACAGCAGCAGCAGCAGCAGCAGCAGCAGCAGCAACAGCAGCAGCAACAGCAGCAGCAGCAGCAGCAGCAGCAGCAACAGCAGCAGCAACAGCAGCAGCAACAGCAGCAGCAAUGA